GCUGUGUGUGUGCUCGGGAGUGGGUGACUUGUCAUUGCGGCGUGUUUUGAUGGGAAAUGUGUGGUGGUCGACCGAGCCAGCUAGCCUUUUCAAGCCUCAAAACAAAGCUAAUGUAGCCAGAAACAAUGGUAGCUUGCGUACAAGUCGGCCAGCACACAGUACAGCGAACCAUAGAGCUGGAAAGCUAACGGCAACGCUAGCUUUUUAACGUUUUAAAAACCGCCAGUUGGGGAAUCUCAACGGCAAACCGCCGCAGCGAGCAGGGGGUCCCAUUGUUAUUACACGGCCGGGUUAGCUAGCUUAUAAAGAAGUAACAAUAACACGGAGAUACUGUGGAUACAAUCAUUGUGUCGGGAACAGGUUGUUCAAGGAUAACGUUCAACUCCAAGUCAUGUCCAGGGAAAUGUUUUUGUGGAGAGGACAGAUUUCCCUACUUGGACCCAGCAAGUGUACUGACCAUCCCAAGGAUGCAACAGGUCGGACUCAGUCCUCUGAGAUGUUACUGAGUGAUGAGGAUGGGUCAGAGAAGGAAAUCACGCCGGUGAGGCAAACAAGCCACCCCCUAAAAAACUCUGCAGCUACACCGACUAACACCGCCAUGCCCCGCCUGCGCUCCUGAUUCUCCUCCCCAACCUCUGCACCUUCCCUCGGUCAAAUCUGAGUCACAGCAGCCCCAGGAGCUCCCUGUCAAUUCAGCAUGGCUACACCUUUCCUGUGGAAGCUGUCGUCCCAGAAGCUGGGCUUCUUCCUGGUCAGCUUCGGGUUCAUCUGGGGCAUGAUGCUGCUGCAUUUCACCAUCCAGCAGCGAGCCAGCCAUGAGAACAGCGCUGUGCUGAGGCAGCAGAUCCUGGACCUCAGCAAGCGCUACAUCAAGGCCGUGGCUGAGGAGAACCAAAGUGUCAUGGACGGGCCCUAUGUGGGUACAAUGACAGCUUAUGAUUUGAAGAAGACCCUUGCAGUGCUGCUGGAUAACAUCAUGCUUAGGCUGGGCAAGCUAGAGUCCAAAGUGGAAAACAUCUACAACGGCACGGGGGGCAACCUGACCAACGGCACCAGCACUAUCACACCCAGCGCCACAAACUCAGAAAAGGUCAACGUGGCAGACCUCUUAAACGGAGCCCAAGAGAAGUGCGAGCUGCCGCCUUUGGAGGGUUUCCCUCACUGCGAGGGCAAGGUCACGUGGAUGAAGGAGAUGUGGCGCUCAGACUCCUGCUAUGGCAACUACGGCGUGGAUGGAUCCACCUGCUCCUUCUUCAUCUACCUCAGCGAGGUGGAGAACUGGUGUCCUCGCCUGCCCUGGAGGACAAAGACCCUGAAUGAAGAAAUGGACAGGAGGGGACAGGCGGAGGUGCGGACCGGUUUCGAGGAGCUUUACCGCGUGAUGUCACAACGCGAGGAGUUCCGCUGGAUGAUGCUGAGGAUAAGUCGCAUGGCUGAGCCGUGGGUCAGCGCCAUCCGCUCGCUGGCUGCCAAGCAGAACCUGGCCAGGCGUCGGAGGAAAAAGAUCCUGGUGCACUUGGGCCUGCUGACCAAGGAGUCAGGCUUCAAAAUAGCAGAAAACGCCUUCAGCGGUGGUCCAUUGGGAGAGUUGGUCCAAUGGAGUGAUCUCAUAACCACGCUGUACCUGCUGGGCCAUGAUGUUCGCAUCUCAGCCUCCCUGGCCGAGCUCAAAGAGAUCAUGCGCAAGGUCAUGGGGAACAAGUCCAGUUGCCCAACCCAGGGUGACAAGGUGGUCGAGCUCAUCUACAUCGACAUCGUGGGCCUCACCCAGUUUAAGAAGACGCUGGGACCUUCCUGGGUCCACUACCAGUGCAUGCUGCGGGUGCUGGAUUCGUUCGGGACAGAACCAGAGUUCAACCACGCCCACUACGCCCAGGCCAAGGGUCACAAGACGCCCUGGGGGAAGUGGAACCUCAACCCGCAGCAGUUCAACACCAUGUUCCCUCACACCCCAGACAACAGCUUCCUGGGCUUCGUGGUGGAGCAGCACCUCAACGCCAGCGACAUCAGACACAUCGACGACAUCAAGAGACAGAACCAGUCGCUGGUCUACGGCAAAGUGGACAACUUCUGGAAGGACAAAAAGAAAUACCUUGACAUCAUCCACAGCUACAUGGAGAUCCACGGUACCGUGCACGGCACCACCACCGUGCAUCUCCCGAGCUACGUCAAGAACCACGGCAUCCUGAGCGGCCGAGACCUGCAGUUCCUCCUCCGGGAAACCAAGUUGUUUGUGGGUAUGUCCUUCCCCUACGAGGGUCCCGCCCCCCUGGAGGCCAUCGCCAACGGCUGUGCUUUCCUCAACCCCAAAUUCAACCCUCCAAAGAGCAGCAAGAACACAGACUUCUUUAAGGGCAAACCCACGCUGAGAGAGUUGACCUCUCAACAUCCAUAUGCUGAGGUGUACAUCGGUCAGCCCCACGUGUGGACGGUGGAUAUCGAAAACUCUGUUGAGGUGGAGAACGCCAUCCACUCCAUCCUCAGCCAGAAGAUCGAGCCCUACCUGCCCUAUGAGUUCACCUGUGAGGGGAUGCUGCAGAGAGUCAACGCCUUCAUUGAGAACCAGGACUUCUGCCACGGUCAGGUGAUGUGGCCCCCUCUCAGCACCCUGCAGGUGAAACUGGCCGAGCCGGGCCGCACCUGUAAGCAGGUGUGUCAGGAGGAGCAGCUCAUCUGUGAGCCCUCCUUCUUCCAACACCUUAACAAGGACAAGGACCUGGCCAGGUUUGGUGUGGACUGUCAUACGGUGGAGUCGAGCGCCGACACGGUGGUCCCGGCCUACAGCGAGACUCGCCGGCACUGCAUCUUCCAGGCUGACCUGCUGCUGUUCAGCUGCGCGGGCGCUCACCAGUCGCUGCGACGUAUCUGCCCCUGCCGUGACUACAUGAAAGGCCAGGUGGCGCUGUGCAAAGACUGCCUAUAGCACCAACACACAGGCUGAUGGGCGGGGGGGGGGGGGGGUAGGGGUGGCCGCUCACAGAGGAUCGGGCGAAGCUGGAUGAAGUCGGAGCAGCUUAACGAGUGUUUGAGUGUGUUUGGGAGACAUGCAGCUGUCAGUCAAACACUCACACCGGACUUUAUUUGUGUGGGAAGCUGUCUGGAUAGAAAAACAUUCAUGGGUUCAUCAUAUUUAUUGUUUCCCCAGCUGCUGGGAGUGACGCAGACAACCCUCUGAUUCACCGGCGGUGGCGCUGCGAGUCCUGGAAGCGUUGUGAAAUUACUUGAAUCAACAAAGGGAGUCGAGUUAGACUUUAAGUUAAGCUGCUGCCUCCUUGGUAGACUGCACAUGUCAGUGACUGCACAUGUGACUGCCUGUUUGUCUUUGGGUUCAUCAGGGCAGCGAGGUACCAAGAAGGCUCAACCGCCCCUUCCUAACAGCUACCCCUCCACUCCAACCCCUCCAUCCACAUCCCCUGGUCAAAUCUGAAACUGUUUAUUCUUUAGGUAGGUUUGCACUGGACUGGCAUGCCUGAAGGCCUACAUCCCCCCCCCCCCACACACACACACACACACACACACACACACACACACACUCAUACACACGGGGAGGCUAACAGACGGCGGCUAAAGAAGAACCCAGUUUUACACUGUAACCAACAUGUUCCUCUCUUCUGGACGAACGUGAUGAGACAUGUAAUGUAGAUAUCUAGAUUUUUAUUCUGGAAGUUUUUUCAUUUCCUGACUCAUACCCCCCCCCCCCCCCCAUCGGUCCUCAUAUCCCUUAAAAAAAACAAACGGGAAAAUGCGCUCCCUUGAUUUUCAUACAUUCACUUUCAAAUUGCACACUUUUACUUUUACUAUGAUCCAAGUGUGUGUGUGUGUUUCUACAGAAGGCCAGUAACAUUUGAGCAGAUCAUCCGGUACUACGCACACACCGAGGUGAGGAUCGGGGAGGGUCAUUCUCUGUAGCUAAAGCUGACGUGUACGGAGUCGCCGUGUCGUAGGAUGUCGUGCCGUUGUGUCGUAGAUGAUAGACCGCCGUCAGCGGCAGUGGUAACACCUAGAUGCACCGCAGCCCAGGCGAGGAAGCCUUAACAACAACACGUUUUCCAAAGACUCCACAACUCGCAGAGAAACAUGACAAGCUAACCGUGAUGUCUGUCUGUGUCUUAAUGUACACAAGCUGUUAAAAACACAGAUCCACACUCAUAUCCCGUCUACCAGACAACUGAUGUAAAUCCUUACGAGCAACAAAAACAUGCCAACGACGCGUUUCUGCAACGCAAAACCUCGCAUCUCCUCGUUUUUGUUCGGUAAUCGUUAGGAUCUUAAUUUGCCUGCAGAUUUGCGAAGAAAAAAAUUAAGAUAAAAGUCAAAUUUGUAGUUCUUGUGGUGAAGGGAAAGAAAUGCACUACGGUAAUCUAUUUGCAGAGGUUUAACAAGAUAUUAGUAACACUGUAUAUUGUUCAUAUGGGUUUAAAAGUUUUUCUUUUUUAUUUAUUUUGUAUACAGAUCUUUAUCUCUGUUUUGCUGGAAAUCAGUUUUUUUAUUUAUAGGGAGCGGUGUCUUUUCUUUUUUCCUUUUUUAUAGAUUUUUAUUUAUGGAGAGUAAUUAUAAAAAAUUUAAAUAAAAAAAAAGCUUGCUUGUCUUCCAAGUGUAUGGCCGAGAGGGGGUGGGGGGGGGGGGCUUUGUCUGCUUCUGCUCAGCUUUCAGCAGUGGUGUGAAAACAGAUAGAUCAGAGUCUCGCUGGUUAUGUCGUGUUGACUUUGCAUUCUUUAUAGAAAAGGUUAAAAACAAUUCAAACCUGUAAUAUUUAUUCCUUAAAAAGCUGAAAACUCAUGAGGAUUGGUUCUCAACUGAAAUCUUUAGUCUUGAAUAAUAAGUGCUGGAGAUCACGGGCUGUUAAAGCUGAACAGCAGUGGACAAACGUGCCUCGUUUUAUUGUGAAAAGCCAGCAGGAGCCUCAUACACUUUGUGCUUUUGUUUCCAAUCUCAGUUUUUCUGUUUGCACACGUGUAAAUUCAGACUGAGCGGCACCGUCCAGCUGCAGAACACCACCUGUACUCUCACUGUGUCGGCUCAGACUGGUUUUACUUUUGUCAGGUCAGUGAUCUGCCGCCAACUUAGUGUUUCGAAGAACAUGACGUGCCUUUUCAUGGUUAUGUUUGGUUCCUGUUUGAAUAUCAGCGAACUGACGGUCCCAGAUUUAACUCCACAGAUCAGAAGGCAUCUGUUUGCUCUUUCCUGAAUCACUUUUAUUGUACACUUGAAAUCAUUAAAAAAAAAAGAUCUCAUUUUAAUAUAAUACUAUUAAAAUCACUUAAUUUAAUCAGUGCAAACCUUGUAAUUUGUUACUCGGGUUUGGAUCCAUGCCAUUCACAGAACUAAAAGAAAGGAUAACACCAGUGCAGCAUUUGCAAUUGGAUUACUGAGCCGUAAAUUGAUGUCAGAAACAUCCAUACAAACUCAAUAGUUGGAUUACUUUUUUCUAAUUAUAUGUCCAUGUAUAUAUACUGGUGAGUAAUCAGGUUAAUGCAGCACAUGUUCUAUAACAUCUGAUUGGCUUAAACGGAUUACUUUUCUGCAUGUGACUUCCUGCCGACUCUCAGGCUGAAGCAGUGACACAGAAAGAAAGAAACAGUGGUGUCGUCCUUUCAUUUACAGGAUCGGUCUUACCAUAUUCUUUAGUUUAGCUAUCGUCAACAAACCUCACGUGUUUCUCCCUCUCUCUAUACUUUGACUUCCCCGUGUGUGGGUCUGUUGACAAUAAGAGAAAUAAAGACUAUGAGCACACGUAUCCUUGUACAUGAGUUGGGGAUGGUUCAGUUGAGUACAUACUAGAAAUCUAAACAAUAGCUUCAGUUAUUUUUCAAUUUGGAAAAAAAAAAGCAAAGUCGUUCAAACCUGUGUUGUUGCAGUAAAAGCCUUGUUUACUUUCUGUUAGUCAGACUUCUUCUAAGCAUGCUGUCGAUCAGAUUAUCAACUGUUUGGUUUCAAGAGAACAAAAUCUUCACCAUAUCUGUCUUUGUUAACCUCAGCAUUGAAUGUCUCCAUUGUAAAGAAAAACUAAAAAGAACAUGCUACUUACGGUCAUACAAACAUGUAUCAAUCUUUGUUUUUCAAUGUCGACCUUGUUUGAAUCUGUCAGUUAGCAUCCGGUGUCGGAAACACCAGAGCGGUGAUGAUUGUGGUCCGAGCAGCGAAAGGUGAAUAACGCAAUGACAACGUUUUUUUUUGUUUUCACAGUCCUUGACGAGUAAGAGGGAUAUAACUUUAUUUUUAAAUAAACCUUUUUUCUGUGACAAAAGG
Messenger RNA from Cottoperca gobio, 6249 nucleotides. It is a transcript of the gene mgat5, whose product is annotated as alpha-1,6-mannosylglycoprotein 6-beta-N-acetylglucosaminyltransferase. Gene Ontology annotation, biological process: protein N-linked glycosylation. Gene Ontology annotation, molecular function: alpha-1,6-mannosylglycoprotein 6-beta-N-acetylglucosaminyltransferase activity. The transcript is spliced from 18 exons. The record is from RefSeq and is a predicted model, not a curated record. Bases 698 to 2923 code for a protein of 741 amino acids. NCBI's taxonomy places the organism in Eukaryota, Metazoa, Chordata, Actinopteri, Perciformes, Bovichtidae. Gene Ontology annotation, cellular component: Golgi apparatus.